This is a messenger RNA of Colletotrichum graminicola M1.001, 1503 nucleotides long. Its product is annotated as DNA polymerase alpha/epsilon subunit B. Lineage: Eukaryota; Fungi; Ascomycota; Sordariomycetes; Glomerellales; Glomerellaceae. Gene Ontology annotation, biological process: DNA replication; DNA strand elongation involved in DNA replication. Gene Ontology annotation, cellular component: delta DNA polymerase complex. Gene Ontology annotation, molecular function: DNA binding. Bases 1 to 1503 code for a protein of 500 amino acids. The record is from RefSeq and is a predicted model, not a curated record. The transcript is spliced from 4 exons.
AUGGUGACCCUCGAAGAAGCCACCGCGUUUCUCCAAAAGCCGGCCGACGCAGCCGCAGCCUCCACGACCCUCGUCCGCGCCCCUUCGCAUUACAAACCCCUCAACACCUUCGCUCUGCCCAAGGAGCGCUCGUACCAGCAGCAGUAUGCCGACGUGUACUUCCUGCGCCUCACUUCCAUUCAGCCCGCCGUCAACGCCGUCGCCGCCGAGGCCUGGGACGGCACCGUCAUCGGCGGCGAGGAGGCCAAGCACGUGAACCGCGUUCUCGAUGUCCGCCAGGGCGAGCUCUGCUGGGUGACGGGCACCGUCUACAUGGACAUGGCGCUGAAGCCCAACAUCCUCGAGGACGUGACCAAGGACCGCUGGAUCUCGGCCCCCGUCUCCACGGACCGCUACUACUCGGACGACGACAAGGACACCAUCAUGCUCGAGGACGACUCUGGUCGCAUCCGCCUCGUCGGCGACGUCCUCAAGUCCAUCCACCUCGUCACCGGCACAAUCAUCGGCGUCAUGGGCACCGAGAACGCAAACGGCGAGCUCGAGGUCAUCGACGUGAAGUUCCCGGACCUUGCCCCGCAACCCUCCCGCUGGACCCUCACCGACAGCCCCUCCCAAGACCACGACAUGUCCGGCACCUCCAACCCAUCCCAACGGCCUUCGUCCAAGAUCGCCAUCGUCUCGGGCCUCUCCUUCUCCGGCUCCGACGCCUCCUACGCCCUCGAGCUCUCCCUCCUCCUCGAGUUCCUCCUCGGCGAGGCCCUCACUCCGGCCGCCCAGUCCUCCGAGCUCGCCCACAUCUCCCGCCUCAUCAUCGCAGGGAACUCCAUCAGCUCCUCCACGUCCACCGCGAACCCGGCUUCCGGGACGGCGGCCAACAAGAAGUACGGCUACGACGCCAGCGCCUACAACCCCCUCCCCAGCCAGCUCUUCGACGAAUUCCUCGCCGACCUCCUCCCCUCCAUCCCUGUCACCCUCAUGCCCGGCGCCGAGGACCCCGCCAACGCGAGCUACCCGCAGCAGCCCAUCCACGCGGCCAUGUUCCCGCGCUCGCGGCCCUACUGCGCGGCCCCCGGCGCCAAGGAGCCCGGCUGGUUCGACACCGUGACGAACCCCUGGGAGGGCGAGAUCGACGGGUGGCGGGUCCUCGGCACCGGCGGCCAGAACGUCGACGACGUCUUCAAGUACGUCGACAGCGACGACCGCCUUGGCAUGAUGGAGGCCAUGUGUAGGUGGCGCUGCAGCGCUCCCACUGCGCCGGACACACUCUGGGCCUACCCUUUCCAAGACAAUGACCCCUUUGUCAUGAAGGACGCCCCCCACCUCUACUUCGUCGGUUGCCAGCCCGACUUCUCGACAACGGUCAUCCAGGGCGGCGACGGCCAGCAGGUCCGGCUCGUCACCGUGCCGUCCUUCGCGGAGACCAAGGAGCUGGUCCUGGUUGACACGGAAACGCUGGAGGUCUCCAGGGUCAAGAUCGUCGCGGCAGCUGCGACAGCAUCAUGA